GGUUCUCCACCCCCACCCCCCAGCUGAGUGGAGGAGUUGAUGUGUCUCAUUAUAACAGCCAAUGCAGCCGCCAUCCACGCACAAGCAAAGAAGCAUGUCCCAUUUAAAUACACCCACGCAGCCCCAGCGCCCUUAGCCGAUCGGGGCGCGCAGCCCACACGCACCGCGGCUCCGGGCUUGGGGAUCCGCACAGGUUGGGCUCUCGGACCCGGCGGACCGGCGCGCCGCGGAGGAUUGGGAUCCGGCGCUGUGGGGCCGGGGUGGGCGGGGGAGGCUGGGCCCGGAGCCUCUGGCUCGAUACCCGCAGGAGGACGCGAGGGAAAUAGACCAAGGUGGCAUUUCCAAGGGAGAAGCUUUGGGGGUGGCUUUGCUCCAUUUCUCGGCCGAAGAAGUAGCCAUGGCGAGCGACUCCCCGGCUCGCAGCCUGGAUGAGAUCGACCUCUCGGCUCUGAGGGAUCCAGCAGGGAUCUUUGAAUUGGUGGAACUUGUUGGAAACGGGACCUAUGGGCAAGUGUAUAAGGGUCGUCAUGUCAAAACGGGCCAGCUUGCAGCCAUUAAGGUUAUGGAUGUCACGGGGGAUGAAGAAGAAGAAAUCAAACAAGAAAUUAACAUGUUGAAGAAAUAUUCUCAUCACCGAAAUAUUGCUACAUACUAUGGUGCUUUUAUCAAAAAGAACCCACCCGGCAUGGAUGACCAGCUUUGGCUGGUGAUGGAGUUUUGCGGCGCUGGCUCUGUCACAGACCUGAUCAAGAACACCAAAGGGAACACGCUGAAAGAGGAGUGGAUUGCCUACAUCUGCAGAGAGAUCUUGCGGGGACUGAGUCACCUGCACCAGCAUAAAGUGAUUCAUCGUGAUAUUAAAGGUCAAAAUGUGUUGCUGACAGAAAAUGCGGAAGUUAAGCUAGUGGACUUUGGCGUAAGUGCCCAGCUUGACAGAACAGUGGGCAGGAGGAAUACUUUCAUUGGCACUCCGUACUGGAUGGCACCGGAAGUUAUCGCCUGUGACGAAAACCCGGAUGCCACCUAUGACUUCAAGAGUGACCUGUGGUCUUUGGGAAUCACCGCCAUCGAGAUGGCAGAAGGCGCUCCCCCUCUCUGCGACAUGCAUCCGAUGAGAGCCCUCUUCCUCAUCCCCCGGAACCCAGCGCCUCGGCUCAAGUCCAAGAAGUGGUCCAAAAAGUUCCAGUUGUUUAUUGAGAGCUGCCUGGUGAAGAACCACAACCAGCGGCCAGCCACGGAGCAGCUGAUGAAGCAUCCGUUUAUCCGAGACCAGCCCAACGAGCGACAGGUCCGCAUCCAGCUCAAGGACCACAUCGACAGAACCAAGAAGAAGCGGGGGGAGAAAGAUGACACCGAGUACGAGUACAGCGGGAGUGAGGAAGAGGAGGAGGAGAACGACUCGGGAGAGCCCAGCUCCAUUCUGAACCUGCCCGGCGAGUCGACGCUGCGGCGGGACUUCCUGAGGCUGCAGCUGGCCAACAAGGAGCGCUCGGAGGCCCUGCGACGACAGCAGCUGGAGCAGCAGCAGCGCGAGAACGAGGAGCACAAGAGGCAGCUGCUGGCCGAGCGCCAGAAGCGCAUAGAGGAGCAGAAGGAGCAGCGCCGGCGGCUGGAGGAGCAACAAAGGCGAGAGAAGGAGCUGCGCAAGCAGCAGGAGAGGGAGCAGCGUCGGCACUACGAGGAGCAGCUGCGCAGGGAGGAGGAGAGGAGGCGCGCCGAGCAUGAGCAGGAAUACAUCAGGCGACAGUUAGAGGAGGAGCAGAGACAGUUAGAGAUCUUGCAGCAGCAGCUACUGCAUGAACAAGCUCUCCUUCUGGAAUAUAAGCGCAAACAGCUUGAAGAGCAGAGGCAAGCAGAAAGACUGCAGAGACAGCUAAAGCAAGAGAGGGACUACUUGGUUUCCCUCCAGCAUCAGAGGCAGGAGCAGAGACCCGUGGAGAAGAAGCCGCUGUACCAUUACAAAGAAGGGAUGAGUCCCAGUGAGAAGCCAGCGUGGGCCAAGGAGGUAGAAGAACGGUCAAGACUUAACCGACAGAGUUCACCUGCCAUGCCUCACAAAGUUGCCAACAGAAUAUCUGACCCCAACCUGCCCCCACGGUCAGAAUCCUUCAGUAUUAGUGGGGUUCAGCCUGCUCGAACGCCUCCCAUGCUUAGACCAGUGGAUCCCCAGCUUCCUCAUCUGGUCGCUGUGAAAUCCCAGGGCCCUGCCCUGACCGCGUCCCAGUCAGUGCACGAGCAGCCCACCAAAGGCCUCUCCGGGUUCCAGGAGGCUCUGAGUGUGACCUCUCAUCGUGUGGAGAUGCCUCGCCAGAAUUCAGACCCCACCUCCGAAAACCCUCCACUCCCCACACGAAUUGAAAAGUUUGACCGAAGUUCUUGGCUGCGACAGGAAGAAGACAUUCCACCAAAGGUGCCUCAAAGAACUACUUCUAUAUCCCCAGCGUUAGCCAGGAAGAAUUCUCCUGGGAACGGUAGUGCCCUGGGACCCAGACUAGGAUCUCAGCCCAUCAGAGCAAGCAACCCAGAUCUCCGGAGAACUGAGCCUGUCCUGGAGAGUCCCCUGCACAGGACCAGCAGUGGCAGUUCCUCCAGCUCCAGCACUCCCAGCUCCCAGCCCAGCUCCCAAGGAGGCUCCCAGCCGGGAUCACAAGCCGGAUCCAGUGAACGCACCAGAGUCCGAGCAAACAGUAAAUCAGAAGGCUCGCCAGUCCUCCCCCAUGAACCUUCCAAGGUGAAGCCCGAGGAAUCCAGGGACAUCACCCGGCCUAGCCGACCAGCUAGCUAUAAGAAAGCUAUAGAUGAGGAUCUGACAGCAUUGGCUAAAGAACUGAGAGAACUCCGCAUUGAAGAGACAAACCGACCACUGAAGAAGGUGACCGACUACUCCUCCUCCAGUGAGGAGUCGGAGAGUAGUGAAGAGGAGGAGGAAGACGGCGAGAGCGAGACCCAUGAUGGAACAGUGGCUGUCAGUGACAUUCCCAGACUGAUACCAACAGGCGCUCUGGGGAGCAACGAGCAGUACAACGUGGGAAUGGUCGGGACACACGGGCUGGAGACUUCUCAUGCGGAUACCUUCAGCAGCAGUAUUUCAAGAGAAGGAACCCUGAUGAUCAGAGAGACAUCUGGAGAGAAGAAGCGAUCUGGCCACAGUGACAGCAAUGGCUUUGCUGGCCACAUCAACCUCCCAGACCUGGUGCAGCAGAGCCAUUCACCAGCGGGGACACCAACGGACGGCCUGGGCCGUGUGUCUGCCCAUCCCCAGGAGAUGGACACGGGAACUGAAUACGGCAUGGGGAGCAGCACCAAAGCCUCCUUCACGCCCUUUGUGGACCCCCGAGUGUACCAGACAUCUCCCACUGAUGAAGAUGAAGAGGAUGAGGAAUCUUCAGCUGCAGGAAGCCAGAGGUAUCCGAGAACUUUAGGAAAAGCUGUUCUUCAGCGACCUAUGGACUCACCACCUAUUUCCCAAAAACAGUUUCUGGCUCUGUUUACUAGUGAACUUCUUAGGCAAGAACAGGCCAAACUCAAUGAAGCACGGAAGAUCUCAGUGGUGAAUGUAAACCCAACCAACAUUCGGCCUCAUAGCGACACACCAGAAAUCAGAAAAUACAAGAAGCGAUUCAACUCGGAAAUACUUUGUGCAGCUCUGUGGGGUGUAAACCUGCUAGUGGGGACUGAAAAUGGCCUGAUGCUCUUGGACCGAAGUGGGCAAGGCAAAGUCUACAAUCUGAUCAACCGGAGGCGCUUUCAGCAGAUGGAUGUGCUAGAAGGACUGAAUGUCCUUGUGACAAUAUCAGGAAAGAAGAACAAGCUACGAGUGUACUAUCUGUCAUGGCUAAGAAACAGAAUACUGCACAAUGACCCAGAAGUAGAAAAGAAACAAGGCUGGAUCACUGUUGGAGACUUGGAAGGCUGCAUACAUUACAAAGUUGUUAAAUAUGAAAGGAUUAAAUUCUUGGUGAUUGCCUUAAAGAAUGCUGUGGAGAUAUAUGCUUGGGCUCCUAAACCAUAUCAUAAGUUCAUGGCAUUUAAGUCUUUUGCAGAUCUCCAACACAAGCCCCUGCUAGUUGAUCUCACAGUAGAAGAAGGUCAAAGGUUAAAAGUUAUUUUUGGCUCCCACACUGGUUUCCAUGUAAUUGAUGUUGAUUCAGGAAACUCUUACGAUAUCUACAUACCAUCUCACAUUCAGGGCAAUAUCACUCCUCAUGCUAUUGUCAUCUUGCCUAAGACAGAUGGAAUGGAAAUGCUUGUUUGCUAUGAGGAUGAGGGGGUGUAUGUGAACACCUAUGGCCGGAUAACAAAGGAUGUGGUGCUCCAAUGGGGAGAAAUGCCCACAUCUGUGGCCUACAUUCAUUCCAAUCAGAUAAUGGGCUGGGGCGAGAAAGCUAUUGAGAUCCGGUCAGUGGAAACAGGACAUUUGGAUGGAGUAUUUAUGCAUAAGCGAGCUCAAAGGUUAAAGUUUCUAUGUGAAAGAAAUGAUAAGGUAUUUUUUGCAUCCGUGCGAUCUGGAGGAAGUAGCCAAGUGUUUUUCAUGACCCUCAACAGAAAUUCCAUGAUGAACUGGUAACAGAAGAGCACUUGGCACUUAUCUUCAUGGCAUUAUUUCUAAUUUAAAAGAACAUAACUCAUGCGGACUUAUGCCAGUCUAGAGGCAGAAUCAGAAGGCUUGGUUGAACAUACAGCUUUCCCCUCUUCCUCUCCCUCCACCCCUCCCAACAGUCCGUCUUUUAGUGUUGCAGCCCGGUUGAGAAGGAGAGAAAAAGGUGGCAAGAAUUUCCAGGAGAUCCCCAAGAAUGCUGCGAUGGCUACAAAGAUGGACCACACGCCCUUCGGAGUUAGGGAUAGGAACAGUUACUGUGUGCUCUUAUGAUUAAGCUGUGUUAUGAUGGGUUUUGAAUUUUUUUUUUUUACUUUGCCCCCUCACUUUGUAAGAAUGGGGAGAUGCAUACUGAGAAAAUAAGUCAGUUUUUAAUUCUGUCUGCCUGCUAGUUUGAAGUAUAUGGUAUUGUAAAAACCAAAAUUCCGAUCUACAAUGGUGAGAGACAGCACAAUAAACAGUACCUUAUCUCCUUACCCUGAAGGCCAUAACUGCAGAAAGGGGUAACUUCAGAACACUUGCCUUCACCAAUUCAGAAGGUUGCUUUUUAACAGCAACUGGAUAAGGAAUUUUUAAGAGAAGAAAAAAAUACUAGUUUUCCCCUCUUUUGGGAAAUAGAUUUUAAAUGGCUAAACUACUAGCCUUAAUCUAAUUUAAAAAAAAUCAACUAUUACUUUUGUGAGUCUCGAGGGCCAUACUUUUACAUGGCCCUUUAUGCGACAGUGUGUUGAAUGGGACAGGAAUGGCACUGAAGUGAGUUGGCCUAGCAAUAGAGGGACUCUAAAAAUAAUGUCCCCUCGGCUCAGUACAACAGAUCAGGGAAGAGACAUGAUGGAGGAUGAGGUCAGACAGAAAGAGCAACUAGGAAAACAAGCCUACACACACACACGCACGCGCACACACACACGCACGCGCACACACACACACGCACACACACACGCGCACUCACUUUUGUAAAACGCACAAAGCCUCCUGCUAAAAAAAGGUCACUUGGUUUGGGCUUCAUUAAGACCAAGACUGUUCUGAGAAUUGGGGAAUAGAUGACAUCCGGAUUCUGGACAUUUCCAGCUCUCUUCUGAAGGUGCCACUUUCUCAAGAUGAAAACUGUGACGGAGCGAGAUGAAUAAUAAACGUUUCUGAGCUGCCUGUGUUCUCCCUGGGUCCGUGAGAGAAGGGACUAGACUCCUUAGCCUGCUUCAGGCACAGCAGGCAGUGUUGCCUCAAAUUUUAGAGAACUUGAAAGCAAGGCUUUGGCCAAAAUUCUGAAACCCUGUAUCACUUUACCUUCCUCCAAAUUAUCCGACAUCCGGUAAACAACAUUUGUGCAGAGAUAUGUAUGUAUUUAGUUCAGGUUGACCUAUGUCCUUAUAAACUCUUACUCAAAUGAUUUGAACUUCUACGUGAUUGUCUGGGAUUUUUUUUUUUUUCCAAAGCUACAAGCAUGGCCGCCCAUGGUAUCCAGGUGUUGUAAAAACAAUAUCUGUGUUGCGCUUCCUGUUUUAACCUACCUCGUUUUGUUUGUUUUUGUUUCACUGUUCAUCACAGCAGUGUUACCUCCAGGAGACAUAUAGAGAGCUCAAUUGGCAAUCCCAGGUGGUAUAUUUUUAAAACAAAACAGUAGUUGACCAAAUUGUUCUUAAAAAAAAAAAAAUUCAACAAUAAAAAUUGAUGUGGUUUGUUUCCAGAGAAAACAAUUACUGUAACUGGAUCCAAAAAAUAAUCUGUGAUCCUACUGAUUUCGCUUAAAUCCAUAAGCAGCUGAUAUACUAUUAAUGAGAACACAAUGUGCAGUUAGGAAAAUGGAGCCAUUUGAAUCUGAUGGUUUGGGCGAGGGUGUGGGGGAAGUGAAGAGGAAAUAUUCUGGUUUCUGGAUUAAAUGUUUAUUCUCCUCCUGGAAAGAUGGCUAUCUAUCAUUUGCAUUUAUGUUAACCAGGAAUCUUGGAAAUGCAACUGAGGAUUAUCUUCAAUGAGCCCUGAGCCCAGAGAUGUCCUCAUCACGGUCCCUUUAGCACGCUAAAGCAAUGAAAUCCUCCUGUUCUCAUUUUUACUAGUGCUUGUGCUGCUGAACAAUACAAUCUUCACAAAUUCCAUGCAACAAAUUUAGCAAUAAGUUUCUAGAUCGAACUUAGCAACUACUGUAAUUGGAUGCUGAUGUGGACAGAACACAUUGAUUUGAGUUUCAUCCCCAAAUGUGAUUGCCACCAGCUCUUUAUAUUGCUGCUGUGGUAUUUUAAACCAGAAGCUUUUUUUAAAUUAUGUUGCGAACUGAUCUUUUAUGUUUUGUUUUGUUUUGAUUUCUAAGUGACAAGUUUGAAACACACAGCUUUAAAUGAUUUUUUUAUUGUGGGAUUUUGGGUACAGUUAAGAAAUAAAAGGGAAUCAUUGUGUUUAAACAUAAGGUAGUUUGUGAAUGUGUUUUUUAAACUCUAGAUUCAUUGAAACAAAAAAAUCGUAAGCAAACAAUAUUAAUGCAGUCUUGUUUACAGUAUGUACAGUUACAUAGCCUAGAACAUGAGCUUUUCUGGUGCCAACAACAAUAAAACACAGAAGUUAAACAUCAA
Ochotona princeps (American pika) is the source of this 7158-nucleotide messenger RNA. It is a transcript of the gene TNIK, whose product is annotated as TRAF2 and NCK interacting kinase. NCBI's taxonomy places the organism in Eukaryota, Metazoa, Chordata, Mammalia, Lagomorpha, Ochotonidae. The transcript has 34 exons. Bases 398 to 4567 code for a protein of 1389 amino acids. Gene Ontology annotation, molecular function: protein kinase activity; ATP binding. The record is from RefSeq and is a predicted model, not a curated record. Gene Ontology annotation, biological process: protein phosphorylation.